Neurospora crassa OR74A is the source of this 5341-nucleotide messenger RNA. RefSeq names its product meiotically up-regulated 190 protein. NCBI's taxonomy places the organism in Eukaryota, Fungi, Ascomycota, Sordariomycetes, Sordariales, Sordariaceae. The record is from RefSeq and is a predicted model, not a curated record. The coding region runs from base 951 to 4796 and encodes 1281 amino acids. Gene Ontology annotation, molecular function: lipid binding. The transcript has 3 exons.
CGCAAACAACCACAAUGAAUUUUGAAUUGUUCGCCAAUUGAACGGUCAUGUACACAUGGCAGAGUUUCUGAUGGAUUUCUCGGUUGGGUGGUAAUUGGGUUUCAUACCAAGACUCCCAAGUCUUUGGGAAAAGGUGAGGAAUCUCAAACAGAGAUGAUGACAGUCAAGCGAUCUGGCAUCUGGUUUUGUCUUUGAUGACGGCGAUCGGAUCGACUUCAUAGGUAUGUCCAUGUUCCUCUUCUUGCUUUUUUUCCCGUUAGACCGGGGCUUGGCUGGGGCAGUGUAAGUAGUGUACACUACAGUCUCCUAAGGGAGCUGGGUAAGUAUCAGAGGAGGGGGGAAUUCUCGACUUGAUACUGUACAACCCUCUUUGUAGUACACUACUGUGUAGGUACUGCAUCUGUCCAAGUGGAUUGACGGGAAGCUCCUCUCUCAGCUCUCACACAUCCACUCAUGAAUGAGAUCUUGCCAUUCCCGUUGGUUCAUCCCAUGUCUCUGAUUCCUGCCUGCUUGCUUUUCCACAACCUCCACUUGAUAGGGUAGAGAACUACUGCAGCUACCAUGGCCCUGAUGCGCCCCCUACGUAACACCCUUACCACUUGUGGGGAGCUACAGGAUGAUAAGCUAGCUAUGUAUAAACUGGAUUCACACUUUCCCAUCCGUCUUCGUCUCAAUGAAUGUUUGACGUCCCCUCGUUUCCAGUACCACAAGUGCCGGGCAGUCCCAUCCACGUCUUUUUUCUUUUUUUUCUUUCGUCUUCGAUACUCCGCUGCAUUCCUACUCCAUCUACAUCACCACCACCUUAGUUCUCUUCCUUUUUAAGACCUGGAGGGGGUAUAUCAACUACUGCCCUCGAGUUAAUACCAACCAGCAAAUAUUUUCUUCAUGUCAAACCACCAUCCAAAGGACAUUAGUACAUUGUGAGCUUGUUAGAAGGACAGCAGGAAGACAUGGACGUCCCGGAAUCGCGGCAUUACCCCGGGGGUCAGCCCUACUCGGGCACCAACCGCAUCCCCAACAUUAAGCAGUUUGUCGAAAGUCUUGAUAAGGACAAGAAGGAACGCGAUGCCAAAGUCGAAGCCGAUCUGCGCCGGAAUCACCAAAACGGCGAGGCUCGGGCCCAUGUCCCAACCCAAAAACCCGGCAAGAACCGCCGUACUGUCAAGGACCCAGUAACCGGAAAGGAUGUCGAGAUUGAUGAUAUCGAUAGCACGCACAUGAAGACGGCCAAGGAUCCACAGCUGACCGUCCCCAACGCAAACCUCGGAAAGGAAACCACCGUCCAGACCAAAGCCUCCCAGUCCGGCGAGGAAUACCGCGAAGCCCAAGAUGUUACCGCGCCUCCUGAUCCCAUCGCCAAUGGCUCCACCAGCGACGUGCCCAUCCACGGCGAAAAGACCAACGUGCUCUUCCACCCUACCCCUUCCAUCACCUUCGAGCCCAUGUUCGAGUCCAUCGAGGCCCGCGCCAACGUCCUCUGCGCAUUCGUCUUCAUCGGCAUUGUCUUUAUUGGAAAGGUGCUGGGCGGCAGUCUCUGGGGUUUGUUCCCCCUGGGCAUGUGCGUUGCCAGCGGCGUCUUCUUGUGGGCCAAGGACCUGAUCCGUCAGGGGCGGGACAUGGAAUGGUCGAGCGAGCAGAAGCGUGGCGAGACCGCCGUGGUCAACCUGAUUCCGGAAAGCGUCGAGUGGUUGAACACUGCCGUUGGCCUGAUCUGGGGCCUCAUCAACCCGGAAAUGUUUUCGGCUGUUGCCGACACCCUUGAGGAUAUCAUGCAGGCCAGUGUUCCCGGAGUGAUUGAGAACGUCAAGGUCAACGACAUCAACCAGGGCAGCAACCCGCUCCGCAUUCUCAGCUUGAGAGCCUUGCCCGACAGCCACGUUAAGGACAUGAAGGCUGAGAUUCGCAAGGAGGACGAGAAGAACAAGGACCCCCAGGAGCUGGCGGCUGAGGAAGAGGGUGGUGACUUUUACAAUCUCGAAGCCACUGUUGCUUACCAUUCUCUGCCUUCUUCCGGAGAUGUCUCUUCCAAGGCUAAGAACAUGGGCAUGCAACUGGUCUUCUACCUCGGUCUCAAGGGCUUCUUUGGGGUUCCCUUCCCCGUCUGGGUCGAGCUCAAUGGCCUUGUCGCCACUUGCAGACUCAGAAUUGCCAUGGCUCCCGACCCGCCCUUCAUCAAGACGCUCAGCUUCACUCUUAUGGGCCUGCCCAAGGUUGAAGCCAGCUGUGUUCCCCUCAUGCAAAAGGGAGCCAAUAUUCUUAACCUGCCUCUCAUCUCCAACUUUGUCAAUUGGGCCAUUGCGACUGCCGCUGGCAUGUACGUUGCGCCCAAGUCCAUGACUUUGGACAUUGGAAAGAUGCUUCAGGGAGACUCUAUCAAGAAGGAGACCCAGGCCCUUGGUGUCCUCUUCAUUCGCAUUCACAAGGCCACUGGCUUGAGCAAGCAAGACCGUCGCGGAAGCGAGGGUGGCGGUUCUGACCCUUACAUUUGCGUCUCCUACUCCAAGUUCGGCAAGCCGCAAUACUGCACUCGCGUCAUCCAGGACGACCUCAACCCCGUCUUCUCCGAGACUUGCGCCUUGCUCGUCACCCCCGAUAUCAUUAAGGCUGAUGAGCAGCUUUCGCUCGAGCUCUGGGACAGCGACCGCAGCUCCGCCGAUGAUGUCGUCGGAAAGGUUGAGCUCAGCAUCCAGAAGUUGAUCCAGCAUCCCGGCCAGAUGUUCCCCCAGACUUCCAAGCUCAGAGGUGUCAAGGCUGGCAGCUCCAUGCCCGGCGAGCUUCACUGGGAGGUUGGCUUCUUUGGCAAGACCCAGUUCAGAAAGGCUCUCAGGACGGAUGGCAAGGACCACAAGCUGCCCCAGGAACUCCGCGACAAGCCUGAGCUUCAGGAUGACAAGGGCACUCUUGAGAGCAAGGAGGAAGAUGCUGUUGUUCAUACUCCUCCCGACCCGUUGUGGCCUAGCGGUGUUCUGAGUAUCAUUGUCCACCAGAUUGUCAACCUUGAGCUUGAGAACGUCAAGGGAUCCGAGGGUAAGAGGAAGGGCAAGGAGUACGAGCCCGCCAGGCCCGAGGCUGGUGAGCUAAAGGAAGAGUCGGGCGGUAAGCUGCCCAGCUCGUACUGCACCAUCCUCAUCAACGACGAGCUCGUCUACAAGACCCGUACCAAGGUCGUCUCCUCCAAGCCCAUCUUCGAAGCCGGUACCGAACGCUUUGUCCGCGACUGGCGCUCGUCCAUCGUGACCGUGACCGUUCGCGACUCGCGCAACCGCCAGCACGACCCCAUAAUCGGCGUCGUCCCACUCAAGCUCUCGGACGUGUUCCAUACCGCCAGUCAGAGCACGCGCUGGUACCCGCUCGACGGCGGCAUCGGCUUCGGCCGCAUCCGCAUAUCACUCCUCUUCCGCUCUGUCGAGCUCAAGCUCCCUCCUCCCCAGCUCGGCUUCGGCGAGAUCGGCACCUUCGAGUUCACCUCGGACAACAUCACCACCUCGGGCUUCGCGCCCACGGACAAGAUGAAGAUCAAGCUGCGCACCGGUGGUUCGUCGGCCAAGGUUCCCAGCGACGUCUGUUCCUACACGCCCGACGGGCAACAGUCUGGCAUCACGUGGGACAUUUCAGGCGACGCCGCCCGCAACAAGCACUCCAAGAAGAUUCGCCUGCCCGUGCGCUACCGGUACCGCUCGCCCGUGUUCUUUGAGUUCCACCGCUCCGGCAAGCGCAACACGGACAUGUUUGCUGCCUUUUGGCUGCAGGACCUAGUGGACAACGAAGAAAAGGACUUUGACAUUCCCAUCUGGCGCUGCAACAACGGCAUGCGGCUGUCGCAGAAUUACAUUACCGAGGAGAACUAUAGGUCUGUUCCCGACAUACAGAUCGAGGAGCUGGGCCGCCUCAGGUUCAGGGGCCAGUUUAAGCCCGGAACGGAUCGCGACCAUCUCAAGUUCGUUAGCGAUAAUGAUUCGCGGGAGACGAUUGAGACGUGGGAGGCGUGCUUCGCUGAGGGCGUCAGAGCUGAGCACGUCGAGAGCGAGGUGCCCCCCAUCGUGCAGAGACUGCAUGAGGAGAGCCUAACGGAGGGCAGGGAUGUGUUGAAGACGGCGAGGGAGGAGGAUAAGAGAAAGUGGCUGGCCAAGGACGGGACGGAUUGGACCGGGGCGUUUGGGCAGGAUCCUGAGGAGCUGUUGGCGGAGCACAAGGGGAGGAGGAAGGUCAGGACGGCGAGUGGAGGGAGUCACAGUAGUCAAGGGAAGAGCACGGAGUAUGAGGAGAGCAGUGAUGAGGAGUCUCACGAUAGCCAGAGCCAUGCAAAUGGCGAUGCCGGCAUCAUUGGCGGCGGAGGGUCAGCGGUCGAUGGCGACGAUUCAACCCCGGACUUGGGUAUUGCUGAUGGGGAAAACGCGCGGCCGAUGAACGAUAAUGCGGGGGGAGAGGAUGCUAAUGGCGGGAUGAACUCGGGCUUGAAUGCUGGUAACGGUUCGGCUGGUGAACAUCCCAACGCCAACGCCAACGGGUCGGCGGCGUCCAUGGUGGGGAGACAGUCGAUGGAUACCCAGGCGACUACCUCAGCCGGACGGUCGAUCAAGUCGGCUUCGGGGUCGAGCAGCAAGAAUCCCAUCAAGCAGUAUAAGGAGUAUAGGAGCCGCAGUCGGGAUUUGCAUCGUCAGCAUAGGGGGCUGAUGCAAUGGAAACCAUUGCGCAACGUCCAAUUCGCCAAGGACGAGGCCCUAUUCGCCGCUCGCAGGCUCAAGAAGGUUGGAAGCCUGAGUGGGCGGACGCCGGAUGUUGAAACGGAGGUUUAAAACAGUCGUGAAGCUAAUACGGGAUUCCCUUUUUCGUGUUUGUACCUUGGAUAGGUCGCCGGCGGUGGAAGGUUAUCAUUCUUUUCGUCUAUAAAUACCAUUCUUCUUCCAAACGCAUUAAUGUUAGGAACAUGGACGGGUCUAAGGUUUGGAAGGAAGGAGAGAGUCUUGCUAUGCUUGAGUCUGAAUUCAUUGAUGGGUCAUGAUCAACAUGGCAAUUUGUUACGAGUAACUUUUUUCUCUUCUUUCUUUCUUUCUUCCUUCUUUCUUUUUUCGCACGCGUUUUGAUGAAGGCUUCUUUCUAGCGGUAUGUUGUUGAAAAGUCUCGAGAAAACAUGUACGUUGCGAAGUGCUAAUUAGAUACCUCUUGCCAUUUCAAGCUGGUGUACAUGAUCUUGUUUCUGUAUGUCGAGUGUUCUCAUGAUGUGCCGAGAAGGGGAAAAAAGGGGAGAAAGUAAACAAACGGACUAUGAACAUCCCCACCGUAUUCGGCCGGUACCGCUGUCAAAUAGGAAGCUAUAGUGGAUCCCUAUUAUCAGUUACAG